GCGGUGUACCUAAGCAGUACGUAAGCCGGGCAUACAUAUGUUUGGUAGAACCACCAGACAGCGAGCGCAAUCUUCUAUCAUUCACCAACGUCAACAUGUCGUCUUCUUUCCUCUGGGGAAUGGGCGCUAUAACAGCGGGCUUCUUCAACGCCUUCUCGUUCGGCGAAGGCUCGAUCCAGUCAGUCCUAGGCCCAUCGUUAUCGGCGGCCGCAGAAGUGUAUCUGCCAGGUAGUGCAGGGUUCACGAAUGCGAGCGCGAGAUGGAGCGCGGCUGCUAUGCCGGACUUUGAGGCGAUUGUGAAGGUGCAUUCGGAAGAAGACGUGCAGCAGACGAUCAAGUACGCAAAUAAACACGACUACCCCUUCCUCGCCAUCUCAGGCGGGCACGGCCAAUCCUCAGCAUUGAAGAACUUGCAAAACGGCAUCGGCAUCUGGAUGCGCGGCAUGGGCAAGAUCGAAAUCGUCGACAACGGAACAGCCGCGCUGCUCGGAGGCGGCGUGCAGAACGGCGAGCUCAUUUCAACACUUUGGUCCCACGGAAAGCAAACAGUAACCACCGGCUGCGACUGCGUCGGUUUCAUCGCGCCCAUCCUUGGAGGCGGACAUGGCUGGAACCAGGGCCGGUAUGGAUUGCCAGCCGAUCAGCUUCUUUCUGCGCGGAUGGUGCUUGCGAACGGGACUGCGAUUACCGUGUCUGAUACCGAGCAUCCUGAUCUCUUCUGGGCGAUCCGAGGCGCGGGCCACAAUUUCGGCGUAGUCACAGAAAUCAAAGUGAAAGUCUACGAUCGAGAGCCGGAGCUGGACCAAUGGGCAGCCAGCGGCUUCGUCUACCCCGAAGACAAACUAGAAGCAGUCUUCGAGAUCGCAAACGAAUGGCUACAAAGGCCCAACCAACCUAUGGAGCUCGAACACUACGGCGUCUUCGCAUUCAAUCCCGACGUCGAUCCAGACAAACCCAUCGUCAUGUUCUGGGUAUACUACAACGGCGCCUCCAUCCCCUCAGCUUUCACCGACCCGCUCUACGCACUCGAUCCCAUCGCCGUCGACAGCAGCGUGACCGACCUCGCGGGCGUGAACACGCACCUCAUGGCCACCGUGGACGGGGCCUCCUGCGCCAAAGGCUUCUCGCGCGUCUUCUACCCCGUGAACCUCAUAACGUGGUCGCUCACCAACCUGCGCACUGUGCUCGACAUCUUCGCCGCCAUGCCCUCCGCCUACCGCAACUCGGUCGUUAUGCUUGAAGGGUACCCUGUGAAUCGCGUGGUCGAGAUCCCGAGCGAUAGCACCGCGUACCCUGAUCGAGAAGGGCGGCUGCUAGUUUCGCCGCUGCUGACGUAUGCUGCGAAUGCGACGUUGGAUGCGGAGGCUUUCGAGAUUGGAGAGAAGAUGAGGGAUGCGUUAUUGGAGGGGACGGGCUUGAAACUGAAUGCGUAUGUGAAUUAUGCGAGGGGGGAUGAGAGUUUGGAGGCGGUGUAUGGGUAUGAGGAGUGGCGAUUGGAGAGGUUGGGGAAGCUAAAGAAGGCGUACGAUCCAGAGGGGAAGUUCAAUUUCUUUGAGCCUAUCUCAUAACGCAUCCCGCGCCCGCGCCUGCUCCGGAAUCCACAGGAAGCGAAACCAACAUCGAUCCAAGAGUGCCUCCUGGGAUUACGUAGAGCAUACUUUCCCCGUUUCUUCCUCAGCCUGUUUCCAUGUCUUUCCGGCUAUCCUCUUCUCGUUCAAAUUUCCCAAGACGACGUAAAGAUGAAUGCUGUGUGAGGGGAGCAGGAGCAAUUCGACGUAGCGGCGUCACGAAGCCCUAUCAAAACGUCGAGAAAAGACGAAAGCGGCCAAAGCAACUAGAACUAAUGUUAGCGCGAG
This is a messenger RNA of Trematosphaeria pertusa, 1856 nucleotides long. RefSeq names its product FAD-binding domain-containing protein. Lineage: Eukaryota; Fungi; Ascomycota; Dothideomycetes; Pleosporales; Trematosphaeriaceae. The record is from RefSeq and is a predicted model, not a curated record. Gene Ontology annotation, molecular function: oxidoreductase activity; FAD binding. The transcript has 3 exons. The coding region runs from base 96 to 1568 and encodes 490 amino acids.